Pseudophryne corroboree (corroboree frog) is the source of this 2188-nucleotide messenger RNA. RefSeq names its product coiled-coil domain containing 77 (gene CCDC77). Lineage: Eukaryota; Metazoa; Chordata; Amphibia; Anura; Myobatrachidae. The transcript has 12 exons. The coding region runs from base 417 to 1889 and encodes 490 amino acids. Gene Ontology annotation, cellular component: centrosome. The record is from RefSeq and is a predicted model, not a curated record.
GCGGGGGGACCGGAGCUGCCGGCGGCUCCCCGGAGGGCUCAGCACGGGGCCGGGGAUGAGGGAAGCCCCCGGCGGUACAGGGAACGGUGCAGCGGGUGGAGAGGUGUGAAGGACGGGAUGGAACCGUAUCCCUCCGCGUUAUCCCCGAGUUACAGCAGUGCGAGGAGCGGCCGCCAGGGGGAGCCAGAGACACCGGGUUACAGCAGCGCUGCAGUGCGAGGAGCGGCCGCCAGGGGGAGCCAGAGACACCAACAUCCAGAGACACCGGGUUACAGCAGCGCGCGGAGCGGCCGCCAGGGGGAGCCAGACACACCGACAUCCAGCAACACUAUCAGCCGGUUAUAGCAGUGAGGGGAGCGGCCACCAGGGGGAGCUAGAGAUAGCCGACGUGUUUGGUGCGUUUUGCAAACUAAGUUAUGGAUCUGUCGACUCGCCGAGACACCAGAGGAAGACGAUACCAAGCUCCUCACACUCCGGAUUCCUCCGUAUCCUCCGACUAUGUCCCACAGAAAGUGGACACCACCCCUCUGCCCCCCAUUAAUGAGCGUCUGGCUUACCUCCGUCCUUCCCGGGAACUGCUGGAGUAUUACCGCAGGAAGAUUGCAGAGUUUGAUGAGGAGCAUGAAGAUCUGGCGAAGAGAUUGGAGCAGUAUAAGGGCACAUAUGAGGAGCAGCACAAGCUGCAGUGGGAGAUGCGUCAGAGAGAGGAGGAGAUUGCGGAGCUGCAGAAGGCGCUGAGCGAUAUGCAAGUGUACCUGUUCCAGGAGCGGGAGCACGUGCUGCGGCUCUACUCGGAAAACGACAGGCUGAAAAUCAGAGAACUAGAGGACAGGAAGAAGAUCCAGCAACUUCUUGCAUUGGUUGGAACCAGCAGUGGAGAAGUUACUUAUUUCCAUAAGGAACCACCGAACAAGGUCACCAUACCCCAGCGCCCCAUCCAAUCUGGAGAUCCGCAUGAAAGGAAACCGCAGCGGCCAGGAGCAGCCGGGAAACGGGGGAUAAUUAAACCAACUGGGAAGAGUGAGCGGGCUCCACACAAACCUGACGACCAAACACUUCUGCUCCAGGUGGAGGCACUGCAAGCCCAGCUAGAGGAGCAGACCCGCCUCUCCAAAGAGCAGGUGGAGGCCCUCUUGGAUGACCGGAGGAUCCGUAUGGAAGAGGCAGAGGUGCAGCACCAGAGGGACCAGGACAAAAUCAAAGGGAUGACCGAUAAGUUGAACAAGACACAGAAACUCCUGUAUGAGAGCACAAGGGACUUCCUACAGCUGAAGUUUGAAGGCCGAGCCAAUGAGAAGUCGUGGAUGGCAGAGAAGGACCGGUUGCUGCAGGAACUGGAUCGCUGCCGGGAGCAGCUGGUCAGGAGCCGUGACCCGGAGCGCGAGAGGGAGCAAGAGGUGGAGAUCCUCCGACUGUCACAGGCUGACCGAGCUGCUCGGGCGUCACGUAGCGAGGAAGUGAAGAACCUUACGGAGCAGCUUGCGCAAGCUCACCGGCUGUCUGACAUGUACCGGGAGCAGUGCGUGGCCCUGGAGGAUGAACUAGGGAAGAUCCGGGAGGAGGGAGACGUGGGACGAGAAAUCUUCAAGGAACGCUCUGAUAAAGUGGCCAAACGCCUGCAGCUGAUGACUCAGCGCUACGAGGCUCUGGAGAAACGGCGUAACAUGGAGGUGGAGGGUUUCAAAACGGAUAUCAAGCUGCUCCGACAGCGGCUGCGGGACGUGGAGAAGCAGCUGUACAAGGUGACAUUGAACAUCGGACCCGACCAGGAUCUCGCCAUCCUCAACGCCGUCCGCCAGGGGAACAAGCGAUCGCACAAAAUUCAAGGAGAGUUGCGCAGUUUGAAAGCAAAGAUCUAUGGUCUGGAGAACGAGCUGAGAGUCGGAUGAGAGACCGUGUUUCGGCAGGGAGCUCGUUACCCUGGGAGUUUUAUUGGCAAGAUUCGGCAUGAAUUCCACACUUGUGGAAGUUUUAAUGAACAAAUGUAUCACCGUGGUUAUCAGACAAAGAUGGCAUUACGUAUAUGUACUGUAAUGUGAGUUACAGGUGACCUGCUGUGAAAUAUCUGCAACUGUUGCAGAGCAUAUUUAAAAGUUGGAUUCUUUUUUCUCUCUUGUUUUUUUUCUUCUUAAUUUAUUGUUUUUUCAUACAAAAAUUGAUCAGUAAAAAGAGCAUAAUUUAUUUACAA